This is a messenger RNA of Capsicum annuum, 3190 nucleotides long. RefSeq names its product RING-H2 finger protein ATL52. Gene Ontology annotation, molecular function: transferase activity. Gene Ontology annotation, biological process: protein ubiquitination. The record is from RefSeq and is a predicted model, not a curated record. The coding region runs from base 1858 to 2874 and encodes 338 amino acids. NCBI's taxonomy places the organism in Eukaryota, Viridiplantae, Streptophyta, Magnoliopsida, Solanales, Solanaceae. The transcript has a single exon.
AUCCAACACCGAAACCUGAAAAGUGAGUUAAAGUUCUAUUCUGACGUCUGAGCAGAAUUGGAAACAUCGAGGAUAGUCCGUGUUCAUGUUUAUCGUGGAGGGUUAAUGUGAUUAAUGAUGCCCUGGUAAGUUAAUAAGUGGUGGAGGAGAAGAGAGGUUUUUUUGCUGGUCUUGAGAAAACUCCGAACUUUCAUCCUUCAUUCCAUUGUCUAAUGAGUGUUUAUUGCAAUUAUACAAGGAAAUUAUUUCACUUUAGUGAAAAAAGUGAAAACGAGAUGCGUUUGGCCAUGAAAAUUCCAAAUACAAUUCCGGAAUUGUAUUUGGAAAAGUGAAAAUAAAUUUUACUUGUUUUCACUUUUUUCAUCCAUACUUAUCUCACAAAAUUUCCAAAACAACUUUAAUUUAUAUUCAUGGUCACACACAACUCCAACUCUGGAAACUUAUGAGUUUCAUGGCCAAACGGGUUAAUAUAUACCUGAAUGGAUUUAAAAAGGUGGAAUACAUUGAUGGCCCCUUGAACUUGCCAAUGAGUUUCAUUUAGGCAUUUGUACUACAACCUAUUUCAAUUGAGCACCUGAACACAUGAUAAAGUGUCCCUAUUAGAUAUUUCUGAUUCAAAUUUUGAAAAAUCUUUUGAGCCUUCUCACACUUCAUUAUGUAGAUAAGUUAAUCUCAUAAAAUAUUGACAUAUCCUUUUAACUAUACACAUUAGCCUUGAUAGGAAGAGACUUGAGGUUUUACGGCUUAUUGAAACUAAUGUGUUUAACUAAAGGAGUGUGAGAGGAAGGUAUUCCUUGGUAUUGCAAUUUGGAGUUCAAUCACCCACACGAUCCAGGAAAACCUCAUUACUGGUAAAUUCAGUUCAGUUACAUUCUCUUCGCGCCGUAAGCUUAUCCCACUUCAUUUACUCCAUUACAUUUUCCUUAUCCACUGCCAGGAUUUAGAACCAUAUACAAAAAAUGAAAAAAGAACAACAUCAAACUUUAAAAAAGUAGUGUUUGUUGGACAAAAUGUUAUCAAGAACCAAAAUGAGAAUAUAUACUUCCUUCUAUCAAGUGGUUAUAUAGCCAAGAUUCCCAUUUCCCAUGUCAAAGUCACAAAGAUAAUGAGGAAUACUUUUGGUUGAUUUUAUAAGUAUGGUCACUCUAAUAGUGCUUACUUUGGGUACUCAUUAAGUUAAUGAAACAAUUAAAAACUAACAAAUUGUACAUAGGAUCGAAUUUAAUGGCUAGUAUAACUAGAUUUCUUUACUUUCUUGAUGGAAGUGAUUGGAAUGGAUCUGCCCAAAGAUGAAGAUACUUGGAAGGUCAACUUUGUGAACUAGUUAUCUUAAUAUAAAAACCACAGAAUUUCAUGUGAUAACAUAUAAUAUAUACUGUUUUUAAGUUUAGCUUAAGUGGCUUAAACCAUAAUCAAAGUAUUGCCUACUUUAAUGAGUUCCCUACCAACAUGAUUAGUCAACAGACCACUAUCAAUAAUAAAGCAAGUUAAAUAAGGAAUAGGGAAAAAGGAAGAACAAAGGAAAAGAGAAACAAAACGAAAGAAGAAGAGAAGAAAACUAAAGGUAAAAAUACCUAUCACAAAGCAUUCUCACUCCCUGGCUUAUUAUUCUCUUUGCUUUCCAUUUAACUACUCUAUCUCUGGCCCCCUCGUUCACCUUCACCUCGACGCAACACUCAGAUUUCUCCCUGUUCCAUUGCUUUUCACUUCUAUCUAAUCUCUCAGUAUAUUAGGGACAGUGCUCACUAUAAUUCCUCUCAUUUCUCUAAUUUGGUUUGAUUAGUCUGUCAAGAUUACUGUCCUUGAAAGUGUGAUGGUAAGUUUCUUUUUCUCAUCUUUUUUUCUUGAGUUCGAUAAAUGGUGCUUGUAAAUAGUUCAAGAACUUGGGCACCACAUAUGAGCACAAGGGAUUGUUCUCAAGGAUUCUGCAGUUUGUACUGCCCACUAUGGUGUUUGCCACCUCCACCUCCAUUUGACUUCCCAGAUGAUGAUGAUUCUGGUCCAAAUUUCUCUCCUCUAGUUAUCGGAAUCAUUGGAAUUCUUACCAGUGCUUUCCUUCUAGUUAGCUACUAUGUCAUAAUGUCGAAGUGCUGCGGACACAGGAUUGCUUUAGGUAGAAGGGAGAAUCAUCAUAAUGAUUCAGAACAAGAAGAGAAUGACCCUUCAAAUCACGAGGCAUGGAAUGUGAACACAACAGGUUUAGACGAAUCUCUGAUCAAGUCGAUUAUGGUGUUUAAGUACAAGAAAGGAAGUGGAUUAGCCGAGGGAACAGAUUGUUCUGUUUGCCUGAGUGAAUUUCAAGAUGAUGAAAGCCUUAGACUUUUACCAAAAUGCAGUCAUGCUUUUCAUGUUACGUGCAUCGAUACAUGGCUAAAAUCUCACACCAAUUGCCCUCUAUGUCGUGCUAAUAUAGUGUUUGUAAAUGCUUCACCACCUCCGCUACCUCCUCCAGUUAUCGAAGCUCCUCUGACGAAUGAAAGAACUUCUGGAAACCAACCUGAAAACGAUAUAGAAAUGGGGGUCAGAGAGGAAGAUGAAGAAGACGCUGUAGAUAGUAGAGCUCCUCCCAAAAGGCUAAUAACAGAAAAUAUGAAUCUACUAAUUAGAAGAUCAGUAUCAAUGGAUCAAGUAUCGCGAGAUGCUUUAUCUAUAGCUGAUAUACUAAAGAUUGAUCACGAUGAAGAUUGUGAAAUGGGAAAUUGCCCGUUUCAUGAGAGAGAUGUUGGAACAUCAAGACAACAAGUAGGGGAAGAAGAAGUAAGCACAUUACCACAUUGUUUACCAAGUCCUAUAGGGAUAAAGAGAUCUUUUUCCAGUGGAAGAUUCAUGUUUCAUAAGCGCGGAAGAGGACAAAACAUGAUCAUCCCGUUGUAAAAUUUCUUUGACUACAGAACCACGCAUGUCUAUCGGAGCAAAAUGUAUGAUCUUGUCGAGGGCUGCUCCCUUGAAGAAAAAAAAAUUAUGCCAAGAUUAGGAGGAUUUGUGCAUUCAUGCCAUUAGAUAAAGAGUUCAUAUCAUAUAAAGUAAAAAAAGUUUGAAUAGGUUUCUACUUUAAGUUGUUGAGAUUUUUGUGUGUUAGUCAGCUCAUCUUCUAAUUUUGUUCUUUCUUUUGCAUUUGUCCUCUCUACCUAUAAUGUGUUUCUUUGAUAUCAUUUUGUGCUUACCAAGUUAAAGAAAAAACAAGUUCAAG